GGGGGAGGGGCCGCAGCUGCUUUUCCCCUUUUUUUUUUCCCCCCCCCCCUCCCGCGUCUCGCGGGUUUUUUUUUCCGGGUCCCCCCCUCCCCCCCCCCGUUUUUUCCCCCCCGCCUCGUCCCGCCCCGGCCCGCGCGCCCCGCGCCCCUCCCCCCGCGGCCACGCGCCCCCCCCGCCCCCCCGGCGCCAGGAGGAGGAGGAGGAGGGGCCGCGCCCCCGCCCCCGGGCGCCCAUCACCGCGCCGCGCUGUGCCCGCCAUGUCGAGCAGCCCUGCAACACCAGAGAACCUGGAGAUCAUGAAGGAGGCGGAGAAGCGGCUGGGGGACGAGCCAACACACAAGGCCAAGUUCGCGAUGCGGUCACCGAGCAAGGAGGAGGCAGACAAGGACGGGGAGGAGCCCGGCGUGCGGCAGGAAGCUCAGAGGCGACCGUCGAACCACGGGCACAACAGGAAACGAGCCAAGUCCAACUCGAAGCUGAAGCUGGUGCGGAGCCUGGCCGUGUGUGAGGAGUCCACCAGCCCCUUCGCGGAUGGGCCGCUGGAGCCCCAGGACAUCAUCCAGCUCCAUGUCAGUUGCCCCUCGGACAAGGAGGAGGAGAAAUUGGCAAAGGACGGAGCCGAGAAGGAGGAAAAGGGCAAGGAGAAGACGCCACGCAAGAUGCUCUCACGAGACUCCAGCCAAGAGUACACGGACUCCACCGGCAUCGACCUGCACGAAUUCCUAGUAAAUACACUGAAAAAAAACCCAAGGGAUCGAAUGAUGCUGCUAAAGUUAGAACAGGAAAUCCUGGAGUUCAUUAGCGAUAACAACAAUCAGUUCAAGAAGUUCCCUCAGAUGACCUCGUACCACCGCAUGCUGCUACACCGCGUUGCCGCCUACUUUGGCAUGGACCACAACGUGGACCAGACCGGCAAGGCCGUCAUCAUCAACAAGACUGGCAACACCCGCAUCCCGGAGCAGCGCUUCUCAGAGCACAUCAAGGAUGAGAAGAGCGCAGAGUUCCCCCAGCGCUUCAUCCUCAAACGGGAUGACGCCAGCAUGGACCGGGAUGAGAACCAGAUGCGGCUCCCAUUGCAGGAUGGGCGGCGGAGCAAGUCCAUCGAGGAGCGCGAAGAGGAGUACCAGCGCGUCCGCGAGCGCAUCUUUGCCCGCGAGCAGACAGGCCAGAAUGGCUACCUGACCGACAGCAGACUCGCCCAAGACGCCUUGUCCUGUAGCUCGCACAAAAGGCGCCAGAUCUUUAGGGGAAACCGGGACGGGCUGCCCCGGCCCCCGGGCAGCCGGCAGAGCAGCACAGAGAGCGAGCUGAAGUCACUGGAGCCGCGGCCCUGGAGCAGCACUGACUCAGAUGGCUCGGCCCGGAGCCUGCGCCCACCCGUCACCAAGGCCAGCAGCUUCAGCGGCAUCUCCAUCCUCACCCGCGGUGACAGCAUCGGCAGCAGCAAGGGUGCUGGGGCCAGCCGGGCGGCCAGGCCAGGUCUGAUGCUGGCCACCCCGGAGCCUGGCAGCCCAGCGGCCACAUCGCAGCCAGGGCGCGGGGGGCUCCUGCCCUGUUCUGCCCAGCCCCAACCACAGCCCCCGCCGCCCCCACAGCCGCCAGCGCUGCCCCCCACACCCCAGCAGCCGCCAGCGAUGAGCAACCACCUCCUGUCGCAGCCUGUCCCAGCCCUGCAGCCUGUUCAGUACUCUCCAAGCUCCUGCCCCCAAGUCCUCCUGCCCGUGUCUCCGUCCCAGCAGUACAACAUGGCCGAGGAGCUCAGCACCCCUUUCGGGCAGAUCAGCCUCAGCCGCCAGGGGUCCACGGAGGCUCCAGACCCCUCCCCCAGUGCCCUCUUCCAGCCCCCGCUCCUCUCCCAGCCCCCGCAGCAGGCAGGCUUCAUCAUGGCCUCACCCGGGCAGCCUGGAGCCCCCUCCAGCUACUCCGCCUCAGGGCACACGGCCACCACCCAGCAGGUCCUGCAGCCCCAGGGCUACAUCCAGCCGCCCCAGCAAAUUCAGGUCUCGUACUACCCUCCUGGGCAGUACCCCAGCUCCAGCCAGCAAUACCGCACCCUGAGCCAUCCUGUGGCAUACAGCCCUCAGCGCAGCCAGCAGCUCCCCCAGCAGUCACAGCAGCCUGGGCUGCAGCCUGUGAUGUCUGGCCAGCAGCAGCCAUACCAGGGUGUGAUGGGGGUGCAGCAGUCCCAGAACCCUGGCCUCCUUGGCAGCCAGCGCAGCAGCGUUGGGGGGCAGAUGCAGGGGCUGAUGGUCCAGUACACACCACUGCCUUCCUACCAGGUGCCAGUGGGCUCAGAGGCGCAGGGCGUGGUGCAGCAGCCGUUCCAGCAGCAGGUGCUGGUGCCUGCCAGCCAGUCGGUGCAGGGGGGGCUGCAGGCCGGGGGGCUGCCUGUCUACUACAGCGUCAUCCCCACGGCCCAGCAGAACGGGACCAGCUCGUCUGUUGGGUUCCUGCAGCCGCCCGGCUCCGAGCAGUACCAGCUGCCCCAGUCCCCAUCGCCCUGCAGCCCACCGCAGAUGCAGCAGCAGUAUUCAGCAGGGGUGUCGGCGUCGGGGCCCGGCGUGGUCGUCAUGCAACUCAAUGUGCCCAACGGCCCCCAGCCCCCCCAGAACCCGCCCGUGGUGCAGUGGAGUCACUGCAAGUACUACGGCCUGGAUCAGCGGGCACAGAAGCCCGGAGAGCUAUACAGCCCCGACACCAGCGCUCAGGCCAGCACCCAGCUGAGCAGCCCCAUCACAUCCCCCACCCAGUCCCCGACGCCGUCGCCUGUCACCAGCCUCAGCAGCGUCUGCCCGGGGCUGAGCCCCCUCCCCGUCCUCGCCCAGUUCCCCCGGCCCGUGGGCCCAGCACAAGGCGACGGGCGCUACUCGCUGCUGGGGCAGCCUCUGCAGUACAACCUGGCGCUGUGCCCCCCCCCGCUGCUGCACAGCCAGCCCAGCUACACCUCGCACCAGAGCCAGACAGGAAUGAAGCACGGGAACAGGGGCAAGAGGCAGGCCCUCAAGUCCGCAUCCACUGACCUCGGGACCAGCGAUGUAGUGCCGGGCCGUGUGCUGGAGGUGACGGACCUGCCCGAGGGCAUCACGCGCAGCGAGGCCGACAAGCUCUUCACGCAGCUGGCUAUGGCGGGCGCCAAGAUCCAGUGGCUGAAGGAGACGCGGGGCCGGCGCGGGGCAGGCGCGGGGGCCGGGGACGGGCGCGUGGGGCCUGAGAACGGGCGGCACCCCGACCUGGCGGCGCUCUACACGGUGGUGGCCGUGUUCCCCAGCCCCCUGGCCGCCCAGAACGCCUCACUGCGCCUCAACACGCCGCUCAGCCGCUUCCGCCUACGUGGUGCCAAGCGCCACUACGACCUGCGCGUGCUGGAGCGCGCCAGCUCCCAGUAGGGCCCCUGCCGGGCUGGGGGCUGCGCUGGACUUUGGCCCCCGGAGCCUCCCCGCGCGCCUCUGCUUUCGUUCACCCCGUUUCUUUCUGGAGAUAUUUAUAUGGACGCGAUGAAGAGGAGACAGUGAUUUGUUCCUGCCACUGCCCUUUGAUUUUGGAGUGAGAGGUCCUCGCCCGGACCCCCAUAACCCCCCUGGCCUGGCCUGGUUCCCCCUUGACCCAGCCUGGACCCCCCACAGACCCCCCCCUAGCCUGGGCUGGAACCCCCCAGCCUGGCUUGGUCUGAACCUCCCCACAUCCCCUGUGUCCUGGUUGAUCUCCCACAGCUCCUGGACACCCCCAAGCCUGGUCUGGUCUGAACCACCACCCCCCAACAGACCCCCUGGCCUGGCAUGGAUCUCCCAAACCACCCCUAGCCUGGCCUGGGACCCUUGCCCCCACAGACCCCCACAGCCUGGCCUGGACCCCCAUAAACACCUCAGCUUACAGCUCCCAGAUCUCCCCCCCCCCCCCCGAAUCCCCUGGCCUGGCCUGAACCCAACCCCACACACAGCUGUGAUCCCCACCCCCAGGCUCAGUCUGGACACACAUCCCACCCUGGCCUGUCCAUGCAGCCUCCAGGCCAUAGCCAGGACCCCAGCCCCUCGCCUUUCUUUGAGCCCGUCACAGCCAGGUCCUGACCCUACAACCCUGGUCCAGACGCCCCUCCUCCCAAAGCCCCCAGACUCUCCCAGCCUGGCCUGGACCCUCCACCCCAGCCCAGAUACCCUCUCCCCACCACCACCGCCACCACCCCUGGGCUGGCCCUGAUGCCCCCAGCCCCAUGUCCGUUGCUCUGUCGGGCGCCGCGUGGCCGCACUGGGUUGGUCACUGUACAUUUUAUUUAAUGGGUUUAUUAUUAUUAUUGGGGGGGGGCGGGGGGAUUUUUUGAUUUUUAAAUAUAAAAAGAAAAAAAAAUCGUCUGUCACCAA
This is a messenger RNA of Alligator mississippiensis (American alligator), 4355 nucleotides long. It is a transcript of the gene R3HDM2, whose product is annotated as R3H domain containing 2. The transcript has 25 exons. The coding region runs from base 258 to 3386 and encodes 1042 amino acids. Gene Ontology annotation, molecular function: nucleic acid binding. Lineage: Eukaryota; Metazoa; Chordata; Crocodylia; Alligatoridae. The record is from RefSeq and is a predicted model, not a curated record.